This is a messenger RNA of Rodentolepis nana, 1308 nucleotides long. NCBI's taxonomy places the organism in Eukaryota, Metazoa, Platyhelminthes, Cestoda, Cyclophyllidea, Hymenolepididae. The record is from the annotation of a GenBank genome assembly.
AUGUGCACUAGAUCAGCAUCUACAGUAGAGUCCUGCACAAAUAUUAGAGAGUCGUUGAUCGAGUUGGAGAAAUACAUAAACGGAGCACUCGCCAAGUGUCAUCAACAACUUCCUGGUGUAAAUACACGUUGCUCUGAUUCAUCCAAACGAAUCAUUUCAAUUUGCCCACAACAACCCUCUUGUUGCGGAUCGAGUGUUACGCAGACUCCUUGCUGCUCAAGUUCAUGUGAACAAACCACAUCUACUUGUUCGCAAGACACAUUCUACUCUGAUUUCAAAGCGUGUUUGGAAACGUUACUGAAAUAUCUAGACAGUGGACUCGCCAAAUCCAGUCAAUCAUGUGCCGAAGUGACUUCAUGCUGCUCUGAUCCAUGCAAAUCAACGGCUUCAUCCUGCCAACAAGCACAAACUCGCUGCAAAAUGAGUGCUGCGCGGACUACCUCCUGCUCCAAUUCAUGUGGACAAACCACAUCAACUUGUUCACAAAACGCAUCCAACUCUGAUUUCAAAGAAUGCUUGGAGAAGUUACUGAAAUAUCUAAACAGUGGACUUGCCAAAUCCAGUCAAACAUGUACCGAAGGGACUUCAAGCUGCUAUGAUCAAUGCAAAUCAAUGGCAUCAUCCUGCCAACAAGCACAAACUCGCUGCAAAAUGAGUGCUGCGCAGAAUACCUCCUGCUCCAAUUCAUGUCAACAAACCAAAACAACUUGUUCACAAGACGCAUCCAACUCUGGUUACAAAGAAUGCUUGGAAAAGUUGCUAAAAUAUCUAAAUAAUGAAAUUGGCCAGUACCCUCAAACUUGUGUUGGGACGACUCCAUUCUGCUGCAAUCAACAAGUCAAACAAACAAAUUCAUGCUCUAAUCAAUCGAAGUCUUCAGUUAGAACUUCAAGCAACAGAUGCAAUUCACCCAAGCCAUGUUGUACACCAGCACCCAAACCAUGCUGCCCACCAGCACCUAAACCAUGUUGCACCCCAGCUCCCAAACCAUGCUGUCCACCAGCACCUAAACCAUGUUGUCCACCAGCACCCACUUGCUGCCCCAAUCCAUGCGAAGAACCCGAACCAGCCUGUCCAGAAGACAAUUUCUGCUGCGACUUUCAAGAUUGCUUGCCCAAGUUGCUCAACUACCUAAACUGUGAACUCGCCAAGUGCCCUCAACCAUGUCCAGAGGUGACCCAAUGUUGCCCAGAUCCAUGCCAACCAGUGGAACCUUGUUGUCCACCAGAACCCACUUGCUGUCCCAAGCCAUGCUGCACUCAACAAGUCAAACAAACGAAGCCUUCAACCAACAGACGCUGUUGCUAG